AUGCCAUUAAUUUCAUGGUCCAAAGAUACCCUUCAUUCUCAUCAAAUGUCAUUACUCAUACAAAGAUCAGUUAAAAUGAUUGAAUCACUAUGGUUACCAUACACAACAACAACCAAAAUCAUAUCAACAUCAAGUUACAUCCAUGAGUUACUAAAACGAUCCAAGACAACGUGCUCUGUAUUUCAACUUGCUUUAUAUUAUCUAUUUCAUAACAGAAAAAGGAUACAACAAGCAGUCAAGACGACAAUGAACCCAUAUAUUAAAUGUGGCAGGCGAAUGUUUUUAGCUUCACUCAUGAUUGCAUCAAAAUACCUCAACGAUAAAACAUUCAAGAAUAAAGUAUGGGCAGAAAUCACGUUGUUGAAAGUACAAGAAAUCAACCAAAUCGAAACUUGCUUCUUAAAGCUGAUCAAUUACGAUAUUUAUGUGAACCCGAUCAUUUUCGAAAAAUGGUCUCAACUGUUAUGCGGUCAGCCCACUGUGCAUUGUUUUCCCAUUAUUGGCAUCAAACGAUCAUCUGUUCAAGAACAUCACCCUACUAAAAAACUUCGACCGGUUCAACUGAACCCUUAA
This is a messenger RNA of Rhizopus microsporus ATCC 52813, 573 nucleotides long. RefSeq lists its product as uncharacterized. Gene Ontology annotation, biological process: regulation of cyclin-dependent protein serine/threonine kinase activity. NCBI's taxonomy places the organism in Eukaryota, Fungi, Mucoromycota, Mucoromycetes, Mucorales, Rhizopodaceae. The transcript has a single exon. Gene Ontology annotation, cellular component: nucleus; cyclin-dependent protein kinase holoenzyme complex. Gene Ontology annotation, molecular function: cyclin-dependent protein serine/threonine kinase regulator activity; protein kinase binding. The coding region runs from base 1 to 573 and encodes 190 amino acids. The record is from RefSeq and is a predicted model, not a curated record.